AGACAAGUGACUCCCAGGCCUGUGCUCUUCUGUGGGUAUCUCCCGGUGACUGCCGACCUUCCCUAGGUUGAAAAGCUUCAGCGGUUUAUUCCUGUGUUCCUUAGCUUUUCUUCUUCUCCAGGCCGCAAACCCAAAAGCUAUUGGAAGUAUUGCACCUUGCCAUGAAAGGAGGGUUUGAGAGUUUGUUCACCAUAUGAAAUUCAAGUUACAUGUGACUUCUGCCAGGCAGUACAAGGACCUGUGGAAUAUGAGUGAUGACAAACCCUUUCUAUGCACUGCCCCUGGAUGUGGCCAGCGUUUUACCAACGAGGAUCAUUUGGCUGUCCAUAAACAUAAACAUGAGAUGACACUGAAAUUUGGUCCAGCUCGUAAUGACAGUGUCAUUGUGGCUGAUCAGACACCAACUCCAACUCGAUUCUUGAAGAACUGUGAAGAAGUGGGUUUGUUCAAUGAACUAGCAAGUCCAUUCGAAAAUGAAUUCAAAAAGGCUUCAGAAGAUGACAUUAAAAAAAUGCCUCUGGAUCUAUCCCCUCUUGCAACACCAAUCAUAAGAAACAAAAUUGAAGAGCCUUCUGCUGUGGAGACAACUCACCAAGAUAGUCCUUUACCUCAUCCAGAGUCCACUACCAGUGAUGAAAAGGAAGUAUCGUUGCCACAGACUUCACAGCCUACAUCGACUAUAGUUCGUCCAGCCUCGCUCCAGGUUCCAAAUGUGUUGCUUACAAGUUCUGACUCAAGUGUCAUCAUUCAGCAGGCAGUACCAUCUCCAACUUCAAGUACUGUCAUCACCCAGGCUCCAUCUUCCAACAGACCGAUAGUUCCUGUACCAGGACCUUUUCCUCUGCUGUUACAUCUUCCUAAUGGACAGACCAUGCCCGUUGCUAUUCCUGCCUCAAUCACAAACUCUAAUGUGCAUGUCCCUGCUGCAGUUCCAAUUGUUAGACCAGUCACCAUGGUGCCUAGUAUUCCGGGAAUCCCAGGGCCUUCUUCCCCACAACCAGUGCAGUCAGAGGCUAAAAUGAGAUUAAAAGCUGCUUUGACCCAGCAGCAUCCUCAGGUAACAAAUGGAGAUACUGCCAAGGGACAGGCGAGUGGAGUUGUUAGAAGUCAGUCGGAGGAAUCUCGAUCACAGUCAUUACAGCAGCCAGCUACAUCCACUACAGAAACACCGGCUUCUCCAGCUCAUCCAGCCCCACAGACCCAAAGUACAGGUGGCCGACGAAGAAGAGCAGCUAAUGAAGACCCAGAUGAGAAAAGAAGGAAGUUUCUAGAACGAAAUAGAGCAGCAGCUUCUAGGUGCCGGCAGAAAAGGAAAGUCUGGGUUCAGUCUUUGGAAAAGAAAGCAGAAGACCUAAGUUCUUUAAAUGGCCAAUUACAGAGUGAAGUCACCCUGCUGAGAAAUGAAGUGGCACAGCUGAAACAGCUUCUUCUGGCUCAUAAAGAUUGCCCUGUAACCGCCAUGCAGAAGAAAUCUGGCUAUCAUACAGCUGCUGAUAAAGACGACAGUUCGGAAGACACUUCAGUGCCAAGCAGCCCGCACGCUGAAGCCAUCCAGCACAGUUCCGUGAGCACAUCCAAUGGAGUGAGUUCAACUUCCAAGGCAGAAGCAGUGGCCACGUCAGUUCUCACCCAGAUGGCGGACCGGAGUCCCGAGCCGGCGCUGUCACAGAUUGUGGUGGCCCCGCCUUCCCAGGCCCAGCCCUCAGGAAGUUGAUUAGAAAUCUGCGUUGCCACAGUUUUAGAUAUUCAAUAAUGACUCAAAAGGGAAAUCAAGGCAAGACCAGGCUCCAGCUAGAAGAAAUGUGUAGUUUUAAAAAAAAAAAAUCAUUCAUUUUUGUAACGAUUGAAUUGAAAUGUGGCUUUUAAGAUUGGCAUAAGGGCAGAUGACGAUCAGAAGGAACAAUAGUUUUGAGUCUCUUCCGAAAGACUGACUUUUUUUUUUAUAAAUAUUGUUAGGUUUACUAGUUCUUUCUGUGCUCAAUGUGUAAAGUGUGUGUAUAGUACAAUGUGUUUUAUUUCACUUUUAUUUUUGGUAUUAUUUUAACCAACACGAGGAUGAAUUAUCGAUCUCCUCUUUCCCCUUUCCCGGACCUUUCCCCCACCCUUGACUGUGAGAGUACUAUUGUUAUGUGACAUUUAUACCAAAGUUCUGCAUAGUCCCUAUUGACUUUGUAAUGUUAACAAGGUCAUAAAGCACUAGGCAAGAGAAAGAUAUUAACAGUAAAUUUGCUUUUAAUCUUUUUGCCUUUUUAUUUUGCACAAUAUGAGAGGAAGAACCUUGAGAGAGAACACAUCCUUCCUUUAUUACAGUGUAAGUAGGGUUGUGUUGGUGGCUUUUUAACUCUUAACAGUUUUUAACAGUGCCAGUGCAGUAUAGGUAGGUUAUACAGUACUUUCAUGCACCUGUUUACUCUUAAACGAGAUCAGGGUCAUUCAUUAUAAAAUGAUUUUAUUGUGGUUUUGUUUUUUGUUUUUUAAUCCGUCUGUUUUGUCAGCCUUUAUCAUUUCAAAGGGGAAGCUUUAUUUUUGCAGCCAAAUAAAAUUAUCCAGUUACCCUACUUUGUGAGGCAUAGAUAGUGAACCGAUAUAUUGUACAAUACAGGGUUAUCACGUCAAUUACUUUCCCACAAUUAACCUGUUCCCUUAUGGGGUUCAAGUUACAGGCUGGGAGGUUUUAAUCCAUACUCAAGUGUAGUGUGAUGGCCAGAAAAGCUUGAGGAAAAAAACUACAUUGGACAAUUCAAGAUUUUUCUUUUUGUCAUGGUCUUGUAUUUGCAAGCUAUCUUGUACUUAUUCUUGUGAAAGCACUGUCAUCUUUUAGUAGCAAAAUUUUGAUACCUUUCUUGUGGGGGGGGAAAGAAUCAGUAUCUUGAAAACAAUGUAAUUAUAAUGUGGAGUGUGUAUGUGUGCGUGAGUGUGUGAAUGGUUCUGUAGUUUAUGCCAGCAAUCUUUGCUUGAAUGUUUAAAGAUGCCUUCAAUGUGAUGCUGGCCAAUAGAUGAUUGCAGUUUAAAAUGUAAUUUACUGUGCGGACUUGGAUAACUAACAUUCCAUGAUGUAGUUUGUUUCUGAUGAGAUGAUUGUAGGUACACUUUUUUUCUCUCUAUCCAAUCAUCUGUAGGAUAUUGAGUUUUUCUAAAUGUGCCAUUAUCUAUUGAUUCUGCACUCCAUGUUCAAAAUACAGUACAACUUUACAAUAGUCUAAGUUGUAAAAACAAGAAAUAAAUGUGUAUGCUUUCAGGUAACAACUCUGUAAAAUAGCUCAAAAGCAUACCCAGUAGCAACUCUGACAUUCAGGCAGGAUUUCUGAUGUAAAUAUAGCACGGAUAUCUGUAAUGCAUCUAUAAUAGGUUGUGUAGUUCUUCCUUCUCCAUGCUAUCCUAAAUGCUGGAGUCUCGGUGCCAUCAAAUUCUUUAGGAGACUUGCAUAAACGAAUCUGUGUGAAAUAUCAUUGAUAAUACUAAGAAAUGAAACACUAUUUGUAUAAUAUCCGACUGGAAGACUAUCAGAUUUUGUCUGUCAUUUCAGGGCUCACAAAUCAUAGCAAUUCUUACAUCCAGCCUGUUAAAUUCAGGAGGUAAGUAGUUGACUGCCCAAGCUAAAAUCUCUUAUUUAACUGAGUAGUUAGAAACUCAUCAGUGACAGUAAUUUCUACAAUCAUGAUUUUUGCCACAAAUGCUGAGAAGAGUGAUCUCAAAGGCACAAAAUGUGAAUUCUGCAAGAAAGCUACAAUUACCAUUUUCUGUUGUAUUUUUGGAGGUUUAAAUGAAGCCUCACUUCACCUUCCUAAAUGCCUCAAGGCAUUUCUCAGCUUUUAUUUAUACCAAUUCAAGGGGUUUUUUGUUUUGUUUUUAACUGUAAAGUAAAACUAUAUAGAUGUAAGGAAACAUGUAAACAAUCAAUGAGGCAGAUUCCAUUCUGAACCAACCUGUGUUCAGCAAAAAGAAAACCAGUAUGAGUUGUACAAAACACAAAUUCCAUUUUGACUUUUAGUCUAUGCCCUACUACUUCUGUACUUAGCAUUUUGAGUCUUUACAUUUGAAAUGGUUCACAAACUGUACUGUUUUCUUCUAUGUGCAGUUUGCAUGAGUAAAUCAUCAGAGAAUAAAUCUAUCUUUAAAUUAC
Messenger RNA from Ornithorhynchus anatinus (platypus), 4123 nucleotides. It is a transcript of the gene ATF2, whose product is annotated as activating transcription factor 2. The transcript has 15 exons. The record is from RefSeq and is a predicted model, not a curated record. Gene Ontology annotation, biological process: regulation of transcription by RNA polymerase II. Lineage: Eukaryota; Metazoa; Chordata; Mammalia; Monotremata; Ornithorhynchidae. Bases 194 to 1714 code for a protein of 506 amino acids. Gene Ontology annotation, molecular function: cAMP response element binding; DNA-binding transcription factor activity, RNA polymerase II-specific.